AUGGAAAAUGGAGAUGAAAAACGUGGUGUGUUUCAUAUUACAUUAUUUAAUUUUGUGAAUUUUAUGUGUAGUGUUUUAGGAAUUCAUAUUUUAACAUCUUUAUUUGUCCUAUUCCUUAUUGUAUCAACUGCAAAUUCUGGUCAUAAAAAAGUUGUUAUCCAUAUACCAUAUACAGUAAAAAAUGUAAAACACACUCAUACCAUUUAUAAAACUAUACAUCAUAAAAAAGGCGAUGGCAAACAUGAGCAUCAUCAUCAUCACCAUCAUCAUCAUCAUCAUGUCGAUGAUCAUCAUGGACAUAAAUCAUCAUCGACAUCAAGUCAUAAAGAGAAAUUAACAAGUAGUCAUCCCUAUCAUAGACGUAGACGAUAA
Messenger RNA from Chrysoperla carnea, 372 nucleotides. RefSeq names its product histidine-rich glycoprotein-like. The record is from RefSeq and is a predicted model, not a curated record. Lineage: Eukaryota; Metazoa; Arthropoda; Insecta; Neuroptera; Chrysopidae. The transcript is spliced from 3 exons. The coding region runs from base 1 to 372 and encodes 123 amino acids.